Messenger RNA from Vespa velutina, 1365 nucleotides. It is a transcript of the gene MED7, whose product is annotated as mediator of RNA polymerase II transcription subunit 7. The coding region runs from base 579 to 1262 and encodes 227 amino acids. The transcript is spliced from 4 exons. Gene Ontology annotation, cellular component: mediator complex; core mediator complex. NCBI's taxonomy places the organism in Eukaryota, Metazoa, Arthropoda, Insecta, Hymenoptera, Vespidae. Gene Ontology annotation, molecular function: transcription coregulator activity. Gene Ontology annotation, biological process: regulation of transcription by RNA polymerase II. The record is from RefSeq and is a predicted model, not a curated record.
ACUGUUAUAAUCUGUCAAUCCGAGACCACCCGAACAUCGAGGAACGUUCGUGAUAUAGAAGGAAAUGGCAUACAACUAUAGUCAAUAUUAAAUUUAAAUUGCAAUCUUUUAUCAAUUUAAAUAAAUCCAAGCUUUAAUAAAACUACAUUAUCGAAUAUUAGUUGAAUAUUAAUAUUAUCUAUUUGAGAUUUAAUUUGUCCAAUGUUUAUACUUUAAUAUAAAAUAAUGACUUUAUAAAGAGGAAUAUCUGUUGAUCUUUUUUGUAAACUCAAAUACCGAUACGUUCAUCUCGUUGUGUUUUGUCGAACGACAAGAAAAUUAUCAAAUAGAGAAUAGAGCUGUUAGUUAAUAAAAGUAUAUAUAUAUAUAUAUAUAUAUAUAUAUUAUAUGUAUAUAUAUAUAUAUAUACGUAUAUAUGCAUAUAUAUAUAUAUAUAUAUACAUAUAUAUUUAUAAAUAAGCCAAAGAAUUAUAUUCUGUUACAAAACAAACAAGUAUGUUCCAGAUAGAAAGAUAAGAAUACUACAUUAUAAAAAUAUUACUCUUUGUAAAAAUCUAUGGUAUUGAUAUUAUUAUAAAAUGGCAGCACCAGAGGCAAUGCAAGUUAGUUCAUUGCCCUUACCACCAUUGCAAUAUAUCAACUUAUAUACAGAUGAAAAUGUUCGUCGUGGAAGAGCACCCAAGCCUCCACCUCCAAUUCAUGAUACUUAUUCAAUGUUUGGCAAUGUAUUUAACGCCGAUGAUAGUAUCAUCAGACCCUUAGAAGCUCAAGGGAUCAAAAGAUUAUAUCCUCAACACUUUGAUCGACGACGUGAAUUAAAAAAGCUUAAUCAUUCUUUACUAGUAAACUUUUUAGAUUUAAUAGAUCUAUUAGUGCAAUGUCCUGAUAGUCCAAGACGUGCUGAAAAAGUAGAAGAUUUAAGUUUAUUAUUUAUACAUAUUCAUCAUCUCUUAAAUGAAUUUAGACCACAUCAGGCAAGAGAAACAUUAAGAGUUAUGAUGGAAUUACAACGUAGACAACGUAUAGAAACGGCAUUAAGAUUUCAAAAGCACCUUGAGAAGGUUCAACAGAUACUACAGCAUGCUUUACAAAUGCUCCCAGAUACUUCUGAACUAGAUUCCAAGCUUGCCAUUAAUAUUGAUGCAAUGGAAUCCAUUGAUACUUUAGGAGCCGAACAACAAAAUAUGGAUACAUGUAGUCAAAGUGAUCGUAUUAUGUGUAAAACGAUAGAUGAUAUGAUAGCAUCAAACAAUUUAUUUUAAGAUAUAAAUAUAAUGUUAAUCAUCAAAAGCAUCUGUAUUAUAUUAAAUAUUCGUAUAAAAUCCUACUUUAUACAUAGUGAUUAAAUAUGUUUUCUUUCAUAAA